This is a messenger RNA of Prosopis cineraria, 996 nucleotides long. Its product is annotated as gibberellin 3-beta-dioxygenase 1-like. Lineage: Eukaryota; Viridiplantae; Streptophyta; Magnoliopsida; Fabales; Fabaceae. Gene Ontology annotation, biological process: response to light stimulus; gibberellin biosynthetic process. Gene Ontology annotation, molecular function: gibberellin 3-beta-dioxygenase activity. The coding region runs from base 1 to 996 and encodes 331 amino acids. The transcript has 2 exons. The record is from RefSeq and is a predicted model, not a curated record.
AUGGACUUUUCUUCAACAAAGAGCUUACCAGAUUCUCAAACAUGGUGGUCAAAAGGAUGCUCCGACAUCAUUGACGGGUCGGUAUCCGUACCCGUUGUGGACCUUAUGGAUCCGAAUGUCAAGGAAGCAAUAAGACUUGCAUGUGAAGAGUGGGGUAUUUUUCAACUAAAGAACCAUGGAAUACCACUAUCUCAAUUGAAUGAUGUGGACGAAGAGAUCAAACGCCUAUUUUCCCUCCCAACUGAGCAAAAGGCAAAAGCCUUAAGGCCUCCUGGUGCUAAGUCUGGGUAUGGUUCAGCUAACAUUUCACCAUUCUUCUCCAAGGUCAUGUGGCAUGAAGGGUUCACCAUUGUUGGUUCUUCCUAUGAUGAUGCUGGAAAAGUUUUUCCUGAUCUUGAUGAUCAUGCACGUUUCUGCGAAACAAUAGAGGAAAUUCAGAAGCAAUUGAAGAAAUUAGCAGAGAAGGUCACAUGUGUGAUAUUGGAGUUAUUAGGGGUACGUGAUGAAGAGAAUAAAUGGGUUAAGAGCAAUAACCAUACACUUCGAAUGAACUUGUAUCCGAGCUAUCCAGACCCAGAUGAAGCCAUUGGUUUAGCACAACAUAAAGACACAUCAAUAAUCACAUUCCUCCACCAAACCCAAGUCUAUACCCAAACCCGAAGCCAAGUCCAAACUCAAGACCAAACAAGUGGGCUUCAGUUCUUCAAAGAAGGAAUCGGGUGGGUUCCCGUUUGCUCGGAUCCGGAUUCUUUUGUGGUUCUGGUUGGUGACAUCCUUGAGAUAUUAUCUAAUGGAAGGUUCACUUCAGUGCUACAUCGUGUCACAGUGAGUAGGGAUGCUAAUCGGUAUUCCUAUGCAUUUUUUCAUAGGCCCUCAUAUGAAACUCUUAUUUCUCCUUUUCACUCUCCUCCUCGUUUUCAUGCUGUAACAUUGAAGGAAUAUGACGCUAUCAAGGCGAAGGACCGACCCAAUGCAUUGGCUUCCAUCUCCAUUUAA